AUGGCUGACCUGGACGCUGAGCUGCUUGCCCUGGCGGGAGGCGAUGAUUCUUCUGACGAGGAAUCUCCCGCUAUAUCGCAGCAGGGGGACAAAGAUAAAGAGCGUCAGGCCUCUCCAGGCAGCUCAUCCUCCAACGACCAAGACGACGACGCGGACAACAUGGGUCGCAAGGGGGUAGCCCGGCCGGUCAAGCGCCAGCGCAAGAGAGCCAGAGCAUACGAUGACGAAGAGGAAGAGGGCGAGCUAUCCUCUUCUAGUGUUCACUCUCGACGCUCCCUUCGAUCAGCCUCCAUGUCCGAAUCAGAGUCAGAUACCUCUCCUCCUCCCGAAGAGAACCAGGGCCCCAUCUUUCCUUACGAGAAGCUAUUCUACUCCGCCAAAGACAAGAGUGAAAUCAUGGCUCUUCCUGAAAUCCAGCGAGAGGAGCUGCUAUCAGAACGAGCUCAGCAGGUCGACCGUCAUAACCAGGAUAUUGCCCUCCGCCGUUUGCUAGCCAACAGAGAGCGAGAGGAAGCCCGUGCCGCGGCUAAGAAGAAGCGCAAGGCCGGCUCAGCCGAUUUGGAAGACAGCCAGCGCAAGAGCUCACGCAAGAAGACGGUUCUCGGUGGACGCAAAGUGGGUGAGCCCUCAGAUGCAAUCGAAGCAUACAAGCGUCAGAGAGAGCAAAAGGGAAAGCGAGAUGAGCAGCGUCGGCGUGAUGCUUCUUCACGAAAGAAUAACAACGCCAGCAGCUCUCCAGCUCGAGAGGCAGAUGAUCGAGACGCCAGCGGUGAAAGUGAGGUCGAGUGGGACGAUAAACCCCAGCGCCGGAGUGUAACACCCCCGCGUUACGAUCCCCCAGCUGAACUGCGGGAGUUACAGCGUGCCAGAAUUGCACGCAGCAACUUUGCCCAGGUCUGUUUCUAUCCUGGCUUCGAUCAGGCUAUCAGCAACUGCUACACCAGAGUCAGCUUGGGACCAAACCCGUCAACUGGAAAACCAGAGUACAGAAUUGGGCUGAUCAAGAGAUUCACCGAAGGACGUCCGUAUGCUAUCGAGGGGCCAAAUGGACGCAAUUUUGUCACUACUCAGUACUGUCUUCUGGCUCAUGGCAAAGCUGAAAAGGAGUUCCCCUUUAUCGCCUGUUCCGAAUCCCCCUUCACUGAGGCUGAAUUUAACCGCUAUCGGAAAACCAUGGCAGUGGAUGGCCUCAAGAUGCCCACAAAGUCCGCUGUCGACAAGAAAGUAGCAGACAUCAACCGUUUGCUGGCGCACGACUUCACUAAAGAGGAGCUCGAGGAGAAGCUUCGUCGCCAGGGCACAAACGACAACAAACAGCUCGUCUACAACCGCAUCCAGCUUGAGCGUCGCCGCAACGAGGCCAUCGCUAACAAGGAUGAAGCCGUCAUCGCAGAGUGUGAUGCUGAGCUCGCUCGUCUGACUGGGCCCAAGCUCGCUUUUGGCACCACACUGGUCAAGCCACGCCCUAACGAGAAGACUCAACAAGAACGUCUCGCUGAGCUAAACAUGCGCAACCAGAAGCUCAACACCGAGAAUGUGCGCAAGGCCCAGCUGGCCGAGCGUAAGGCAGCAAAACUAGCCGCCGCCGCCGUCGCCCGAGGAGAGGCCGUCGCCGACCGCUUUGCACGUGUCAAGACCAGAGCGAGGACGUACUACGAGUCCACGGAUGGCCAUCUCGUCCCCGUCAAGCCCGAGGCCGUCAUUGCUGAUCGCAGCCGCGCCAUCACCCCGACCACCACCAGUAACAACACCGAUGCCACCAACACGCCUGCCAACGGAACCACACCCCGCAGCGUCACUCCGUCCAAGCCAGCCACCCCAAAGGUCUACAAGGGCGUCCCUGUCAUUCGUCACCGGCCUACGGAUGAGGACAACAUCGCUGCCCUGGACUUGGACAUCGACAUCGAGAUCUGACCUUCAUACGCUAGCUACCAAAUCUUUUACACCUGUAUCACCAUGAUCUUUUUCCUUCUUCUACCCGUGUAUCUUGUCUUUUACAUGCGCGCUCGGAGUUAUAGCGACGGAGAGGAACCUGGCUGGGUCUUUUACACAUCUCUUUAUGCCGUCUUUCUUCUGCUUUCCACUGAAUAAAUAAAUAAUACAAAAAUGUCCUCCUAUGUAUUUUGAUCUGCUGUUUCUGCUUCUCGGCCAAUCACUCCAUCACGUGAUGGAAUGGAGGUAACUUUUAGGUUUAUUAGUAAGCCUGAGACCCACUUUAAAGUCAAGUGGUCUGUGCAUGAUGAUCGAAUCCCAAAAAGGAAAUAGAUGACGCCGAUCACUUAAAAGCUACAUCAAAACAUCGAAAGCAACAACGCAAAGCGAAAAGGCAAACGAAAGAUACAAAACAGACAACUCGAUAUAUAUCAAAUACGACGCAUCCUCCGACGCCAGUCCCUGUAUACAGCAAGGCUACCACAGCACUCGAGACGCGGGCGCCGGAGCCUGGCUUAGCUUGCCCGCAUCCCUGUCCA
This is a messenger RNA of Trichophyton rubrum CBS 118892, 2471 nucleotides long. RefSeq lists its product as uncharacterized. Gene Ontology annotation, molecular function: RNA polymerase II C-terminal domain phosphoserine binding; DNA binding. Gene Ontology annotation, cellular component: Cdc73/Paf1 complex. The coding region runs from base 1 to 1914 and encodes 637 amino acids. The record is from RefSeq and is a predicted model, not a curated record. The transcript is spliced from 4 exons. Lineage: Eukaryota; Fungi; Ascomycota; Eurotiomycetes; Onygenales; Arthrodermataceae.